UUGUGCUUUCUCUUUUUUCGCUCUUUAUGUUGAUAUGACACAAUAUUGAUGAUAAUCAUGAUACCAUUGAUAACUGAUGAUAUCCUCAAUGUUUCUCAAAUGUAAACCAUUUGUAUUAUUGUAUAGUCCCUUCAAAAUAGGUCGGCGUGUGUAGGAAAUCAGAAACUAAUUCAUAUGUAACCUAAUUUAAAAUUACAUUUUAUAAAAUGUUAGAACCAGCCAUUCAAGCACUUUCUGCAGGUAGAAUUAUUUUGGCUAGCAGUUCACCCAGGCGUCAGGAAAUUAUUCAGAAAUUGGGUUUUAAAGUGGAAAUUGUUCCAUCUUUUUACAAUGAAAAUUUGGAUAGGUCCAAAUAUAAUAGCCACAGCGACUAUAUUCAAGAUUUGGCUAGGUUCAAAGUCUUGGAUGUAUUUGAGCGAUUAGAAAAAGAGAAAACGCCUCCAGAACUAAUCAUUGGAGCCGAUACUCUAGUCACUUUAGGAGAUGUAAUUUACGGCAAACCAAAAGAUGAGCAGGAUGCUUUUAAAAUGUUGUCUUGCCUAAAUAAUAAAACGCACACUGUUUACACGGGCGUAUGUCUGAAAACUAGAAAAACUGAGAUAAAAUUUUAUGAAUCAGCUGAAGUCAAGUUCGGAGAUCUUUCAGAAGAUCAGAUUAAAGCUUAUAUUCGUACUGGAGAACCCUUAGACAAAGCCGGAGGAUACGGAAUUCAAGGGUUAGGAGGCUGCUUAGUAGAGAAAAUAAAUGGCGAUUUUUACACUGUAAUGGGAAUGCCAUUGUACUCUACGGUAAAGCACUUGAAUAAAUUAUCAUCAGAGUUAUGAUAACUUAAGACCAAUGCUAUCUUGAUAGAAGCAGGAAAAUGAUUUGAAUAAAUAGUUUCUUUUUUUACGAUUGUAAAA
Molecule: messenger RNA, 902 nt
Organism: Belonocnema kinseyi
Lineage: Eukaryota; Metazoa; Arthropoda; Insecta; Hymenoptera; Cynipidae
Product: dTTP/UTP pyrophosphatase
Exons: 4
Coding region: 207-824 (205 amino acids)
Molecular function (GO): nucleoside triphosphate diphosphatase activity
Source: RefSeq, a predicted model, not a curated record